AAUCGUUUAUAGCGGAACUAUUGUAGAUUUGUUGAGUUCUCGACCCUACAUUCAACACUUUUCAUAUGUCAAUAAAUACUUUAUUUAUUCGUAGCUCUCUUAUGGAUUUACUGACCUGCCCAUGUUGCCUCACUGAAUGGAUAUAGGUGAAAUUGAUUAAUCUCGUCGGAAAUGUCAAGUAUUGCAACUUCUGGCGUCGUUCCUUCAGAAACUGUGGGAAAUAUUGCCGAAGGUACAAACUCGACUCUUGUCCAGAAGCCACACAAAAAUAUUCAGGAUUAUGAGUCGGAUUCAGAGUCAGAUACCUCCACAGACAUUGAGGAUGACUCGAGCGAUGAUGAUAAGCGGCUGGCUGACAAUCCAAUACUGAAGGAGCGCUUAAAGCAACUUGAUAGAUAUGCUACUCCUAUAAAGCAUCAUACCCAUUCUCCAGUUCAGAUAAUAGAUCAGCAUUCUAUUCCAGGAAUAUAUGCCACAAACGUGCCACCGGAUAAUACACCUAACAAUGGUUCACUUUCUAUUCAUGGAAAGUCAAGUGGACCUUCUGAGCUGAUGGAUAGCAGUCUGACACCUCCUGAAUACCGUUCUCGCCAGUUUUCUGCUGCUGAGUCCCCUACCCCUUGCAGUAGUUCCGCUUCCCUGAGCACAUCCAUUACUUCUAAACAUAAUCUUUCCCCACCAAAUACCAUUUUGGGAACAAGCACAAAUGUUUCUGGACCGAUUUUGCAACAUGAAAUACCAGAUGUAUCUGUAUAUGCACAUUCAUCAAAUUCUUUAUCAUGUAAGUCUAGUGAAAUUCCAUCUACAUACACAUAUGGUCCAUCUCUUAAUUCAUCUAGUUUAAUUCAUUCGACAGAUGUAUGUUACAAUGAAGUCGGAGACAAUCAAGCUUGUGUUUGUGAAGUUUGUCAUGUUGUUUAUGCAAAUCGGUCUUCCCUUCGAAGCCAUAUGAAAAAGCACUUAAAUCAAAGUAUUAAACGACACCAGUGUGAUCAGUGUCCUUAUUCUACACAGUAUGGCAAGAACUUAUUUAAGCAUAUAGAAUCAAUGCACACUGUUGAUAGCUGUCAAGAAUUUCGCUGUGAAGGCUGCACGCGAUCUUUUACAAAUGAGGAUCUUCUUCGGGAUCACGACUGUAUUGUAACUCAGUAUAACACCUAUCGAUGUAGUGAGUGUGGCAGAGUAUUCAAGACAAAACUGCGUUUAAAGUAUCACGCAGAUGUACACAACCCUCGGAAGCCUUAUGUAUGUGACAUAGAUGGUUGUGAUCGGGCAUUCCGUACCCCAAAAUAUCUCAAAAACCACCGAGAUGAGUUUCACAGAAUGCAUCCCAAAAACUAUGCUUGUCCUGUAGGACAGUGUGAUCUAAUCUUUCAUCGGAAAACCCACCUAAAGCGUCAUAUCGCCACACAUGAUGAUUCUGAAAAGAAAUACCAGUGUCAAUGGCCUAAUUGUCAGCGACGAUUUUGUACUGAAGAGACGCUGAAUCUUCAUCAUAGUAAACAUACUGGUGAAAAGCCUUUUAAUUGUUCUCUAUGCCUGUAUAAUUGUUAUGAUAAACCAAGUUUAAAUGAACAUUAUCAAGUAAAUCAUGCAAAAGACGCAAAUUUUGCUUAUAAUUUCAAAGAUCUUAUUCAUCGAAUACCUUCAACCACCACGCAUUCGUCACAACAUCUGUCAGAGACACAUGGUUACAGAGGAUCCUGUGGUGAGGGUGAUACUAGGGCUUUUGUAGCACGAACAUCUACGCCUGUUUCAACUGUACGUCAUAGAAUGGCUGAUAUCUUAGACUCGUGUACUCCUGACAUUCCUGGACCUCUUGAUGCGGAGAUUAAUGGAAUUUUAGAUAGUCUGGAUAAAGAAUCAGAUCUACCAGACUUAUUUGGUAACGGGACUUUGGAAAUGAAUCGUUCAGGUGCAGAGCAAAAUUUUACAAAUAACACAAACCUCAACUCUAUUAUCCAGGCUUCUCCAUAUCGUCAGAAUAGUCAGUCAUCUUGUCUAGCAGCUACUUUACCACCAUCAUCUUCAGUUAAUUCUGUCAAUGCAGAAUCUGGAACAUCUGAAUCAAGUCUGACAUCACUUCUACCUAAUAUUCUUUCUGAACUUCAACGUGCUGAACUAUCUGGAUCUAAUGAAGAAUUUGAAAAGGUGAAAUCACAUGUUUUAUCUGUACUGCCAACAUUUGUGAUUGGAGACAAGUUGAGUACACAGAUUAACGAAAUAGUCGAUGAAGUUAAUGAUGCCCUAUUAGACCAACCACUUCAUGUUAUACGAGCAGCUUUUUAUACAACUCGCCCUUUUAAUCGAGAAGAAUUAUAUAUGAUUGAUCUAUUGGAACAGCAAAUGUUAUCCGAGUCUUCUUUAACCGCUCCAAAUCCUCCCAGAAGACGUGGUAGGCGUCCAAAAUUGCAACAACAAUUACAACCCUACCUCCAGCGUAUAUUCUCCUUGGAAUCUGGUGCAGCUGAAUCUAUGGCAUCACAGUUAGUUAAUGCUUCACAAAAAGAAAAGUAUAUCAAUCAUUAUGGUUAUUAUAAUAGAAGUACUGGAUUUGGAAGAGGUAGAGGUCGUGGUAAAUCUGGUAAACAUCCUUUAUCGAAUGUAAAACCACCGUCUGAUGGAUUAAUGUCGAAGAAUAAUCCUUAUAGCCAGUCUGUUUAUCAUAAUUCAGAAGGAUUAAACAUGUGCAGUAAUGGUGUGGUGAAAAGAGGUCGAACUGAUAGUUGUACACAAGGAGAAUAUUGUAUUGAACAAAUAUCCGAUGAUAUGCCUUCUUCUAAUUUUCCUAAUGACAUUAACUCUGCCGAACAGUAUCAUACUCGUCCAGGUGUAAUGCAUGCUUUGAAUCAUCCGAAUGACUUACGUACAACACAUACAAGCAUGUUUCUAAACAGCUGUAAUUAUUCAUCAGCUAGAUUUCAUUGUCCAUCUGAAAUGAAUCGGUUAGAUAUGAGUAGAAUAUCCCGAAAUUCCAAUGAUGAUGAGUUGAAUGAAAGUGAAGACGGUACUCCUACUAUUAUUACUACUAAUAAUUAUAAUAGUAAUAAUAUGACACAUCAAUUUAUGUAUAAUCAAAGUAGAACCCUGACUGAUCAUGAAGACCAUAAAGGAAGGGAUUAUGAUAUGCAAAACGACACACAGAAUAAUCAUAAUAAUAGCAAUAGGAAAAAUAGUUCACAUAAUGAAAAAGAUUUUAUGAAUCAAGAUACAAUCGGUGAAAUGUUAGAAGAUUUAGGAGUUAUUGUACAAAAGAUUGGAGAACGUGCUGUGGCAAGAAAACAUCAACAUCAUGCGGAAGGGCAGCCUCUUAAUCUCUCUGACUUUGGAGGAGGCGGCAGACAACCUUGUGACUCGAUGAAUAACCGUCAAUUUUUUAACAGGAAUGAAGCGAAUUCACAUUCUAUCCAACUGCCGUCAAUGGCAACACUGGCAUCAGGUGGUAGUGUAGAUACACCACCUAGUGUUGAAGAGAAUAGUAGUAUUCCAGGUAGUGUUUCAAAUCCUGAAACUCCUCAUUUGUCCACAGCAUCCUAUCAUGCCCUGUCAUCUUUAAAAUCAUUUAAUGCAUAUAGUCAAAUAGGUAUAUCCUUGGCAGAUGGUACUAAGAACACAGUUCCAGGCAGUACAUCUGCUAGUAUUUCAAAUACUUCACAAGCAGGAUAUAAUUCAUUAACAAAUAAUUAUCAUCGAACUGCACCAAUAUGGUCUUGUGAGUCUAUGUGUUUCUCAUCUACUCGCGGAGAUGAACUUAGGAAGUCAGAUCAGACGCAUAUAACUAAUAAUAAUUUUAAUCCUCAAACGAGAAAUUCACAGUCUACAAGAGACUACUCAAAUAAACCGAAUGGAGAUAUGAAUCAAAGUUACUAUCCAAAAGACCUAAGCACCAGAGUUCAAUCUUUCGGUUCUCGUUCUGACUCUACUAUUCAUCAGUCACAACAUUCACCAAAAGAUUUUACCCGAUCUGAAUCGAAUGAUCCUAAUUUCAAUGAUAUCAUAUCUGGAUCAUUAAUGAAUCAUCAUCCAGCUCAUUUACCUCCCAAGGAUUCAUCAGGUUCGCAAAUAUCUACAGCCGAAGCAGUUGAUCACUUGCGUUCUCUAUCCGCUUUAGGAGCAAAGUAUACAGCAUGCCUUGAAAUGCAAGAAGAAAGUAGAUAUCAGUCGAAUCAACGUUUGUUUCCUGAAGAUUAUGCUUACAAUCAGUCACAAAUUCACUCAUCAGAUGCUUCAUUGCGACGUAAUCCUACAGAACAAGGUGGUGGUGAAUCAUUAUUUUCAUCACAAAUGUCACAUAACUCUGGUCGGAUUCCAACAUCAAAUAUCCUUGGCUAUAAUAUGCCAUCAGCGCUGAACAAUCUCCUUUAUAGUGGUCAAAAGCCAAAUGAAUAUGCUGUAUCAUUAUCCAGACUAACUGGCAAUGGAUCCUCUCGUGAUAAUCCUAUGAACGCAGAUAUUACAACUACUAUGGCAGCCCCUACUAACUGUGCUAGUGGGAGUAGUAAUAGUAGUAGUAGUAGUAGUAAUACUACGCAUAAUGAUGCAGAUUCUUCAUCAGCUGUCAGAUCUUCUGGCUUCGGAAAUCACAAUUCAGAUGCAUUUGGUACUCUGAGAAACUAUUCAUCUGCUGCCUCUGUCGCUGCAGCCUAUCAUCAGCAAUUAUCAUCACCACGUUGUGCCAUUAACAAUAACAAUAGCAAUAGCAAUAAUUCUAUGAAUCGUAGUGAUCUUUCAGGACAUAACAGUUAUGCAAGUAAUCCUACUCCUUCAUCUUCAGGAUCAUCAUCAUCAUCAUCGGCGUCGGGAUCACUAACUCAUUCCUCCUCGACGGCAUCAUCUUCAUCUCCACCACUGUCUGUACGAUCUAGUCUACAAGAACUUUAUCAACAUCAUCAUCACCAACAGCAGCAGCAGCAGUCGACUGUCAGACCACCAAUUCAGGAGGUAACAACUCGACAACUUUUAUCUGAAGCAGCUGCAACAGCGGUGUAUGCACAUGGUUUAGGUAAUUUACACUUUUAAUUAGCUAUUUGUUGUCUUUAUUAUUUUUUUGCAAGUUUCUUCACGGGAUUGAUAUCAACUAAGAGAGCCAUCGAAAACCAUCAGGGAGUACUGAAUAGCCAUUUCGUCCUAGUUUAGGACUUUUCAGUAGUCUGUCUGGAUUCAACAUAGAACUUGCCAGCGAAGUGCACCAGUUCGAGUUGCCACCUUCCAAAUAGCACACAGAGGUAGACAAGAAGAUGAGUGAAGAGAAUCAAUACAGUCUGACAAGUAUAAGAGUGAAACAGAAUAGGUAAUGGUAGAAAGGAAUAUGAAAGAUUACAGAGACUGAAUACAUCUGCGAUGGCCAUUGACAACGAUUUUGAGCCAUGUCACCUAUUGUCUCCAGCCAUUGAUUCCUAGAGUCCCGAGGGCCCCAACCCGGGAGUCUGCAUCUCCUACCCUACCUGACUCAGUCUAACUGUCAAGGAUUUCAUGGAUUGAUGAGGCCAUGUUUUUGUUUGGCCACCACUGGCUCUUUUCCAACCUGCACCUAUAUCAGCUAGUAAUGCCCGUCCGGGGGUGGGGAGGCGAUGGUUAGGCAGGCAUGCGCAGCACGUGACCUAGCCAUCUCAAUCUAUGUAACUUUAUAGCCUCGUCGAUUGAUUUUCCCCGUUUGCCCAACACUCUAUGCCUAACGUCAACAUUACUUACCUUAUUAAACCACCUAACGUGAGAAAGAGAUCGUAGACAUCUAUGAACAAAAACAGUCAACCUUUUCAUGUCUUCAACUCACUUUUCAGUAGUGCGCAUCCACCGUCGAGGUUCGAAACCAGGAGCUUCCAGCUACCAGGCGAAAGCUCAUAUACGAUUAAUCGGCUGGGACAUGAUCCGGCCUAGCAGCCCAAGAACCCUAACUUCUACCAAUUCGUGAUUUUAGCCCGACCCCUAGCCAAUGUCGUUGGUGUGUACUUUUUCUCACUCUCGAUAUGCUGAACCCCAUUGGUCAUGACUUCUCACUAGAACUUAAGUCAACUUCCUCCAGUACCCGGUGACUAGCAAGCAUCAGAUUAAUUUUCAUGAGUUAGUUUGUAAGGAUUUGAUUCGCAUCACUUUUGAUCAUGGAUUAAUAUCGGUUAGAGAACCACUGAAAACGAGGACUCUUCAGUACUACUCGGACUCAGAAAAUUAUACAUAUAUAUGUAAAAAUAAGGUUUACCUGCUACAGUAGUUCACUGGUAGGAUGCUGAAGGCAGAACCCAUGCCUUAUGUGGGAAGUCCCGCUCCGACAGACUUACUCCUAUAAACAUCACUGCUUAGCCAGUAAUAGAUAACCUGAUAGAGAGAGAGAAAGUGUCAGGCUACCAGAAACUAGUGUGGCUUUAUAUUUCUUGGAUGGAUGGACGUACUUUCAUGGAAAUGGAAAUGCUUGGCGUGACAACAGUUUGACUGAUUAGUUUGUGUAGAUUAUACAUUUCGAUGUGAAAUGUUGCGUGAAGUAUACAUCCUGAUCACAAUAUGUGAUCUGAAUAUUUUAGAUUUUCUGUGGAAGUUGUGGGGUGGAUAUUUCACCGAAAAUGGUGAAUUUUUUUCUUAUUUUAUUCUAGCAAUAAUUCACCCAAGUAGCCUAAUAAGGGAAUUUCGGUAAUUUGAAUUGAUUUGGGCCCACUGAGGUUGAAACUAAUUCGGUGUGAAUCCUAAGUGAGUACGAAGCAGUUACUUGGUAUGUGUGUUAAGAUUGCUGCUUCAACUUUCAUUGAUUAAGUUGACGUUGGUGGUUAUCAACUACUUAUAUCAAUCAGUAGUGUGUAUACAUUCUAAUUCGUAGGAAGAUUAAUAAAAUAUGGACUUACCUGUUCAUUACCACUGAUCCAGGAAGAUUGGUUUUUCAUCUUAGUUUCUAAUGCUUGUUUAGUUACAGACAGACAAGCAGAAUACAGUGUGAUAGUGUUGUAGCCUUAAAGUAGACAAUCAUUCAUUUGAAUAGAUCACCAGUUUGUUCUUUUCUGCAUAGUACAUUCAAAACUGUAGUAUUUUCUAGUUUCAAUGAGUAUCUACACAUGCUACAUGCAUUAACUUUUAACAUUUGUGCGGUGUAGCAGUAACUUCAAACAAGUGGUAACUACUCUCUGCUGCUAUGGUCUUGGGUGUGUGUGUGUGUUUUUAAAUAUGUGUGGUAUUCAAUUAAACAAACUAUGUACAAUGUGCACAAUGUGCAAUGUACUCACUUAGUUAGCGGAGAUGAAAUUUCACCACAGCAGUUCCCUUUGGAACCCGAAAUUAUUCAGAUCGCAACUGAUGCGAUCUGCUUGAUACCAUAAAUUAUUAUUAGUAUUGUUUCCUGAUAUCCAUGGUCGGCCUGCGAAAUUUGGGCUACCGAUAUCCAGCUGAAAAUUUCAUACUUGUACCAAAAAUACGGUGUGGAAUCAAGCUGUAAUC
Molecule: messenger RNA, 7416 nt
Organism: Trichobilharzia regenti
Lineage: Eukaryota; Metazoa; Platyhelminthes; Trematoda; Strigeidida; Schistosomatidae
Source: the annotation of a GenBank genome assembly